AAACAUGUGUGUAAACGAAUAAAUGUGGUCUCUGCUCCCUCCAGCACGCCGUGUACCAACGGCUGAUCUGAGUCAUUUUGGCAAGACGUCCAUUUUUAAGGAGGAGGGAAAAAAAGAAGCAGUAAAGGCUGCCAUGAUUUUAUUCCCAGCGACUUAGGACGUGUAAAGCAGCCAUCACCGCGUGGAGGAGGAAACACUGAGAUUCAGCAGAUGGUGCGGUUUGAUGGGGGUUUUAUUUUCCCCUUUUUUAAAUUUGCGUCCAUCUUUCUUUGAACGACGCACGAGCUCGACGGGCCGCUUUAAGGGCGGGAUGGUAAUGGACAACAAAACAGAAAGGAGCUGCUGGGAUUUUUUGUUUUUGUAGCUAGCUUGGGCCUUAAGUCUCUUGUCGUUUGGUUUGGUUUUGAUUUGUUUUUAAAAAUGCCAGCUCGAUGUUCACUGAGUCUUGGGCUCGUCGGAUGGGAGGUGGCGUCAAAACAUGUCCACACACAUCGAUGAGAAAAUGGCCAGGAAACAACCCGAAGGAUUCGUUAUGAUCAAAUAACGGCGAUGAACCAUAAAAAGGGACGUGUAUGACACCGAUUAUCCUGUUUUCUAGCACUGUUUUGAGUAAUGACAUGACUGUGGGACUUCGAGAUGACUUUUUAAAAAUCUGUUUUUCAUUUGUUUAUCUUUUGCGUCUUCUCUCCUUCAAUUUUUUAUAGUCGGAUAUCAUCCACCUCGCUAUGUUUUAAAACCCGGACCAAUGCACUGAGGCUUGAUUUGUGCUCCAAUAAGACAGGACAGAGGUUUGAAGAGACUCUCGGAUCACUGUUGUGGUCGAGGCGACGACGCGCAUGCUGGGUUUUUAGACAUAAACAUUUUAAAGAGCUCGUCGGAAAAUCUCUCAUCCGCACCAACAUGCCAUCAGACAGAAAAUAAAAAGCAUUGUAGUCUGCCGUUUCUGCCUGCUGUGAUAUUACAACCUUAUACCUUUAUUCCCUGAGUAACAAGUAACGAUAACAGGCCUGUAGAUCUUCUUGAUAACACAAUAAUAAUAAUAAUAAUAAUAAUAAUAAUAAUAAUAAUAAUAAUAAUAAUAAUAAUAAUAAAUGCCGACACAAUAAUUCGUGCGUUCCUUUUUUAAUUCUGGCGCACACCAUACGCAUGUAGUGAAAGAUGUUCAAGAACCGGAUCCGCAUGUUUUUCAACGAGCUGAAGCUCCUGGUGUUCAUGCGAUCCGGUCCUCGGCAGCCUGGCGUGGACGCAGGCACAAGCAUGCGGGGCCUGGGCGCUAUGGGCGGCUGCGGGUGGCGUGCGUUUUCCCGCUGCACCGGCGACCACGACCACGACGCUGAGGAGUAUUACGGGAGUGAUGCGGGCGCGAGGCGGAGCACGGCGGCGGCUGGACUGGACGAGCGGGACGCGCGGAUGCACGCAAGUGCGGACUCCUUGUCCCUGAGCAGUGGAACCCGCACGCCCCAGUGUCGCAUCUGCUUCCAAGGACCUGAGCAGGGUGAGCUGUUGAGUCCCUGCCGCUGUGACGGCUCAGUGCGCUGCACCCAUCAGCCGUGUCUCAUCCGCUGGAUCAGCGAGAGAGGCUCCUGGAGCUGCGAGCUCUGCUACUUCAAAUACCAAGUGCUGGCCAUUAGCACCAAAAAUCCCCUACAGUGGCAGGCCAUCUCUCUGACCGUGAUCGAGAAGGUACAGAUCGCCGCCAUCAUCCUCGGCUCGCUCUUCCUCAUCGCCAGCAUCUCGUGGCUGGUGUGGUCGUCGCUCAGCCCCUCGGCCAAGUGGCAGCGGCAGGACCUGCUCUUCCAGAUCUGCUACGGCAUGUACGGCUUCAUGGACAUCGUGUGCAUAGGCCUCAUCAUCCAUGAGGGUUCAUCAGUCUACCGGAUCUUUAAGCGCUGGCAAGCUGUCAAUCAGCAGUGGAAAGUAUUGAACUAUGAAAAGGCCAAGGACCUGGGGGAGCCGAUUAGCUCGAGCAGUAAGGCGACGGCACGUGGCUCGCGCUCCAAUCCUCACAGCCUGGGCAGUGGCAGCAGGAGGAAUCAGCGCAUUCGGAGGCUCAGGACUAUCCUCAAUCACCACUGCGGCUACACCAUUCUGCACAUCCUGAGUCAGAUCAGGCCCAGUGAGGCACGCCUCGCCUCCAACUCCAACCGUGAGGUAGUCAUGAGGGUCACGACUGUAUGAGGCUGGGGGUGCACUCGCGCUGAGCUGCUGAGACACAGUGUGCAAAGACUCGUACUGAGCAGCAGCUGUGUCGUGACUCAUCAGAUGACGUCUCGCUCUCGUUUCCCGAGCUGAGUGAAACACGCACUUGUCAUAAAUGAGAAUUUUAACGUGCUGAAAAGGAACAUUGGAAUUACACGGUACAUAAAAAAGAAACACACAAGAAAGAGAACUGUCACACAAGCGCAUUUUUAUUUCGUCUCCUCUCUGGUGUCGUUUUAUACCACUAUGGUUUUUACUAUGUUUCAAUUUGUAAGGGCGUGCGGUUUUAUGAACGGACGCCGCUGUACUGAAUAUAACGGCUUAAAAAACGACAGUGAUGUUUACCGAUGCUUAAAUUGAGCAAGAGAUAAAAAAAAAAACAAAAAACUAAACAAUAAAACUAACCGUAACCAAACCGUGACAAAGGCACAACAACCAGGGAGCAAAGAAUUCUUUACAUAUACCAAUAAAUACAUUUAACAAGAAUAUCACGAAGGGUCGGGUGCAAUAAGGGAAACAAAGGGAUUAUACAGAGUGUUAAGUACAUUCAUAUUUAAAGGAUUGGAUUUUUCUCUGCAAUAAAGAUAC
Messenger RNA from Tachysurus vachellii, 2787 nucleotides. It is a transcript of the gene marchf9, whose product is annotated as membrane-associated ring finger (C3HC4) 9. Lineage: Eukaryota; Metazoa; Chordata; Actinopteri; Siluriformes; Bagridae. The record is from RefSeq and is a predicted model, not a curated record. The transcript has 4 exons. Gene Ontology annotation, molecular function: ubiquitin-protein transferase activity; zinc ion binding. The coding region runs from base 1159 to 2178 and encodes 339 amino acids. Gene Ontology annotation, biological process: protein ubiquitination.